Molecule: messenger RNA, 3065 nt
Organism: Lactuca virosa
Lineage: Eukaryota; Viridiplantae; Streptophyta; Magnoliopsida; Asterales; Asteraceae
Source: the annotation of a GenBank genome assembly
GGUCAAUAGCAGUCCAUGGCGUCCCUGGUUCAAGAAGACGGUAGCGACGAUGUGAUGGUAGUUCUCACAUGCAUAGAUCGUAACGAGCAGGAUGAUUUUAGUCACAAUCAAGAUGAAGAUGCUGUUAUGAUAUCAACCGUCGAUGUUUAUAAUUGGAACUUUCCGUCAAUUCUUAAACACACAACAAUCAAAGUUAAAGCUCAAAGAAACAGGCUCAUUGAACAUUCUUCCUAUUUCCAUGGACUCCUAGGAGGAAACUUCGGCAAUCCAGACCUUGAAAUCCUAGUUCAGUGGAACCAGCCAACAUUUUUAAGUCUCUUGGCUUCAUUGUUUGGUUCACCAGUGGAUGUUACUUCUGAAAGUUUCCUUUCUCUAUUUGAGGGUGCACUUUAUUUUGGUAUGGAGAUGAUUAUCUCAAAAUGCAUGAUGUGGCUGACUAAGGCAAUAUCAGUAAAUGGAGUUCCCUUGCUACAACUUAAUGAUCUUCUCAGUAUCUGGGAAUUUGGGUCUGAACUCGUGAACAACUAUCUUCCUGAACUAUGUACAACUUAUCUUGCAAAGAAUUUUAUUUGGGCCAUGUCAUGUAGCUCUUUUGUUGAUGUUCCAUAUGAUUUGUUGCUUUCUAGCACAAAGCAUCCCAAUUUAACUGUAGAUAGUGAAAUGCAGCUUUGUGAUGCACUUCUCAUUUGGAUUUCUGCUAACAAAGAACAAUAUACUGAAGAUUGCUAUAUCAACCUUUUGAAGCAGAUUCGUGUUACCCUUUUGCCUCUGUGGUUUGCUUCUGGGAAAAAGACCUAUCAGUCCUUAUCCAUGUGUUGCAAUGAAAGCUAUAGUGGAGUUAUUACCCUGCUGAAACAACCUUUUACAAUGGAUCCUCUACAAGACAAUGAGUUGCUUAAUCUUAGAAUUCGUUUGACUGAGUUAACUCAGAGAGUGGAUGUCUCAUGUUGUACACAAAUGAAUCCUGCAAUUCUUCUCUUAUCAGUGCUUCCAUUUUCCCUAAACUUGGAACCCCAAUUGAGGAUAAAAUUUGAAAAAUCACUAAUCAAUCAUGAAACUAUAAAUGCUUUUCCAUGGACAAAAUGGUCAAACUUGACCUUUGAAGCAGUUUAUGAGAUCAAUCUCUCCAAUUGUCCCAUGCUACCUCUUAAAGUUGCCAUUGAGAUCAUCAGCUACUCAUUUCCAUCAUUGAGAAAGUUGAAAGCUGCUAAUCAUUUAAGCUUCAAGACUUUAGAUGUAAUGCAGUUAGUGAAGAAAUGUCCUUUACUUUGUGAUAUUGACUUAACUGUGGAUGUGAGUCCAGUAAUUCCAACUCAAGUCUCAAUUUUAUCCUCAUUUCUUUCCACUUCUAUCCUCCGAUCAUCUUCCAUAUAUUGGCAUAAUAAUCCCUCCAAUAUUACAAAGCUUAUACUGGAAGGCAGAAAUGACAUACAAGAUUUUGACCUCCGAGCUAUAUCUAAUAUCUGUGUUUCAAUAAGUUACAUAAGCCUUAGAGGUUGUACUUCAGUGAGUGAUGUUGGCAUAUCUGCUCUUAUAUCCAAAUGUUUGAAGCUAAACUCCAUUGUGGCAUGUGACACUUCUUUUGGACAAAAUUCCGUUUUGGCUCUUUGCUCUUUAAAUGCUUCUUAUGAUCAUCAUCCUUCUGUAAAACACAGUGGAAGGAAUAUUCCCCAUGGUUGUAAUCUUCAAAUGCUUCACAUUGGUGGCUGCAAAGGCAUCAACCUGAGUUGUUUUUCAAAGCUUAUGUCUCAAGCAUACAUGCUGAAGAAUCUUUGCUUGAGGGAUACUGAAGUGGUUGAUGAUGUCCUUUUUAAUUUCCUUGGUUCUUCAUUAGAGGUGCUUGAUGUUUCUAACACCAAGGUUUCAAGUGCUGUUUUGGCUCAUAUUAUUGGCAGAAAUCCUGGUUUAAAAUGUUUAAAAACAAGAGGAUGCAACAACAACAAGUUUCUCCACCAUGAAUCCAAAAACCUUUUCUUUGAAGUUGUCAGAUCCUGCAAAUUAGAGGAAAUUAGUGUUGGGUGGGGAUUUUCAUAUUUAUCUCUUCAAAAUUUAAAGCCUUCACUUUCAUCUCUUAAAGAAAUAGAAGUAGGUUUGGGUGGAUCCUUAGGUCAAGAUGGACUGAAAUGGCUUCCUGUAAUUUCUCCUUUACUGGAGUCUGUGGUUCUCUAUUUUCAGGUGAUUUCAGAUGAUAUCAUAAUAAACAUGCUGGAAUCACUGAAACAUCUGAAAUCAUUUUCACUGUGUCAUUGUCUUGGUGAGAUAUCUUCAUUGGGUUUUAAAGUGAGGAUGCCAAAUUUGAGAAAGAUGAGACUUGAAAGGGUAGCACCAUGGAUGAACAAUGUUGACUUGGUCAACCUAACUCACAAUUGUGCAAACUUGAUUGAGCUCUCAUUGCUUGGAUGCCCACUUCUGAAUUCGGAAUCACAAAAGAUUAUUUCAAGUGGGUGGCCAGGCUUGAUCUCUAUCCAUCUAGAGGAAUGUGGAGAAAUUACCAAAAACGGUGUUGUGUCUCUUUUUGACUGUUGUGCCCUUGAAGAUAUCUUGUUGCGCCACAAUGGGUCUGGGAUUCAGAAAGGUUUUAUUCAUGAAGCUGUAACCAAGCUGCCAAUGCUUCGAAAAAUCUCCCUUGAUGUAUGUGAUGCAAAGGACAGAGACAAAGACUUUGACAUUCCUGAGGUUGAUAAUCGGCACUUCUUAAGUCAUGUAAAAAUAGCAAGAUGUAAAUCUCAUACUCAUAGAUGCAUUUUUGAUCCGCAACAUGUUCGGGCUUCCACAGUGUCGAUACAUCGAGAAACAUUGGUUCUUGUGUGGGAUAGCAAACACCUCACCACAACUCUUGUGAAGGAAAGGGUCUAGCAUUUCUAAUGAUAAAAUUAAUGAUUGGAUUGAUUUUUUGCCAUAUGUGUUUUCUAGAUAAAGUUAUAAUUGAGGCUUAAAAAACAUUUGAGAAAAUUCACUCUUGGAAUAUAAGUCAUCUAUGGGCCUAAAAAGGCAUCAUUUGUUAUAGGACAUGUAUGUAGUGUAGUCUUUUUGGUCCCUCAUAGUCAAUUUAUACAACCCACAUG